UCUCCAAACCGGAUCCCGAGGUUCAACCAUGGCUACGGCGCUGGUGUCUAUAGCUCGCGGACCCAUGAGGAUGAGGAAGCUCUUUCCAUUCAUUUACCGUCGUCCGGCGUCUACUAUCCCCUCUCAUUCUACCAGUUUCGUGCGUUUGCAAAAGCGAAGAGCAUUUACUUUGACGAUUGUGGAUUCAGGGUUUAAGGAGGUGCCUGAAGAAGAAAAGAGCAAGUUCGUUGGAAAUGUGUUCACCAGUGUUGCUUCGAACUACGAUCUCAUGAACGAUUUGAUGAGUGGGGGGCUGCACAGGCUAUGGAAGGACCAGUUUGUGUCCAAAUUGAACCCUUUUCCUGGAAUGAAGCAUCUUGAUGUUGCUGGUGGCACAGGAGAUGUUGCAUUCAGGAUUCUUGAAAAUAUCAAAUGUUUAAAACGCAGAGCACUACAAGAUGUAAUUGAUGAUAAAGUGAUGGAAGAAACCCAAAUUUUUGUAUGCGACAUCAACCCUAACAUGUUACGUGUUGGUAAGAAGCGGGCUCAGGAAAGAGGUAUUGCAAAUGACAAAUCACUCAUUUGGGUUGAGGGAGAUGCUGAAGACUUGAAAUUUGAAAACAGUUCUAUGGACGGUUACACAAUUGCCUUUGGGAUUAGGAAUGUCACACAUAUAGACAAGGUUCUUUCUGAAGCUUAUAGGGUGCUCAAGCCAGGUGGAAGAUUCCUUUGCCUUGAACUAAGCCAUGUUGAUGUGCCAAUUCUUAAAGACCUGUAUGAUUUAUAUUCAUUCUCAGUCAUUCCAGCAGUUGGUGAGAUAGUGACAGGUGAUCGUGAGUCUUAUCAGUACUUGGUUGAAAGCAUUCGCCGUUUUCCUUCACAGGAGAAGUUUGCCGGGAUGAUUGCAGAAGCAGGGUUUCAAAAUGUAGGGUAUGAGAAUCUUGUGGGAGGAGUCGUUGCAAUUCAUUCUGGGUUCAAGUUCUGAGAGUAAUAUUUUUAGAGACUUUUAAAUUGUUAUUACUGCAGUUUUUCAUUUGCUUUUGUCUUUUAAGGACUUUUAGAUAAAAAAUCAUUCAGCCAACUAUCAUUACUCUGUCUCAAAAUAAAAUUCAUGUUUGCAUUUUCACAAAGUUUUAAAAAAUAGAUAGUCUGUAAUUAG
Cuscuta campestris is the source of this 1138-nucleotide messenger RNA. The record is from the annotation of a GenBank genome assembly. NCBI's taxonomy places the organism in Eukaryota, Viridiplantae, Streptophyta, Magnoliopsida, Solanales, Convolvulaceae.